This is a messenger RNA of Trypanosoma grayi, 1353 nucleotides long. Its product is annotated as choline kinase. Gene Ontology annotation, molecular function: choline kinase activity; ethanolamine kinase activity. The transcript has a single exon. The record is from RefSeq and is a predicted model, not a curated record. The coding region runs from base 1 to 1353 and encodes 450 amino acids. Gene Ontology annotation, cellular component: cytoplasm. Lineage: Eukaryota; Euglenozoa; Kinetoplastea; Trypanosomatida; Trypanosomatidae. Gene Ontology annotation, biological process: phosphatidylcholine biosynthetic process; phosphatidylethanolamine biosynthetic process.
AUGACGAAAACAGCGGUGGAGUUUGUGCAGUGCGUGAUCCCGGACGAUCCUGUCCGGCGCCGCGCGGCAUUGGUGGACAUCGUGCUGCGCCACUGCCUGCACAUACUGCUGCCCAACAAGCCGUCGCCGACGACGCAGCAGAACUGCGUCCGCGCGCACGUCAGAAACGGCCCUGGCGCGCAUGUCGCGAACGGGGAAGCGGUAGGCGCGGACCAGCUGUGCGUGGACCGGCUCUCGGGCGGCAUCACCAACGAGCUCUUCCACGUCUACCACCCGGCUCACAAAGCACACUCCGUCGUUGUCCGAGUCUUUGGAAAGGAGACGGAGCGUGUCAUCUCUCGCGAAAGUGAACUCUUCUAUCAGUCCAUCUUCAUCCCUACAUACGUGCGGGGCAUAAACUUCCUCGUCUACGAGUUCCUGAACCUCCACGAGGCGCUGCCCUUCACAGAGAUGCCGGUUGAGCAGGCGAAGAUCGCGCACGAGCUGGCCUCGUUCCAGGUGCGCGCCACGCUGGAGGCGCGGAGCGACCACCACAAGCCGGUGCUCAGCAGUGAGGAGCGGAUGUAUUGGGACUCGGUGGGUCCUACACUUGGCGGCGGCGCCGCGUUCGGCGUCUGCCGCUUCGACUGCGAGGAGAACUAUACGAUACACGCGCUGACAAAGUGGGUAGAUCAGAUGCUGUCGGACGGUAUUCUGCGCAAGAUGAAUGCGGAGAGGCGGGAGAAGUAUUUGGGCACAGCGCGGCAGCUGAAGCGCGAGGCAGCGUGGAUGUGUGAGCUGCUGCUGCGCCACGCGGCAGAGCUGAGCGAGAGCGUGUGUCACAACGACCUCCUUAGCGCGAACAUCAUGCGUCACACGAAGAGUGGGUUUCUCAGGAUCAUCGACUUUGACUACGUGAAACGAAACUACCUCCUCUUUGACAUCGCAAACCACUUUAAUGAGUACACCGGACUAGAGUGCGACUACGAUCGGUAUUUUCCCUCUGACAACGCCAUGAUGCGGUUCAUUGCGGUGUACCGCCAAACCCUGCGAGCGGAGCUGCAGGGGCACCGAGACGAAGCAAGCCGCAGGCAAUUAGACGACAUCAUACCAGGGCAGGAGCGCCUGUUUAUGUGCGGGGCGCAGACUGAGUCUGGCCAAUAUGAAGAUGAUGAAGAACAAGAGCAACGAACGAUUGAGCAUUGGGUCAGACUGGUCAAGCUCCUCACGCUGGCAUCGCAUCUCAGCUGGAGUAUCUGGGCUCUUCUCCAGGAGGCUGUGUCAACGUUAGAGGUGGACUUCUUUGAAUACGCCCGGCUUCGUCUGGCACGCUACCUUGCAACAAGGGAUGCGUUCUCCGCGGAAUUCGUGUGA